This is a messenger RNA of Bactrocera dorsalis (oriental fruit fly), 861 nucleotides long. Its product is annotated as nematocyst expressed protein 3-like. The transcript has 2 exons. The record is from RefSeq and is a predicted model, not a curated record. NCBI's taxonomy places the organism in Eukaryota, Metazoa, Arthropoda, Insecta, Diptera, Tephritidae. The coding region runs from base 119 to 754 and encodes 211 amino acids.
UGAAGUGAAUUGCCGAAUAGGCGAAUCAUAUAAAAACUGCGAGACGCUAACGACCAAACAGACACAAGUCGAACAGUUGUCAUCCACAGAGCAACUAAUCCCAAUUAGCUGUGCAAAAAUGAAAUUCUUUACCGCCGCCACCUUUGCUGCCGUUUUGGCCUGCGCAUGCGCUGACGUCUCCCACUUGGGCUACAAUUAUCAGCAACCCGCUCCGGCUGCUAGCGCGCCAUCCAACUCAUAUAUUCCACCAGCUGCUAAUGCUCCCGAGCCUGUGUAUGCACCCGCACCAGCAGCUCCAGCUCCAGUUUACCAACCCGCACCAGCUGCUCCAGCACACGUUUAUCAGCCAGCGCCUGCUCCAUCCGCUCCCGUAUCUUCUUACAUCCCACCUGCGUCAGCUGCCGCUGCACCAGAGCCAGUCUAUCAGCCCGCUCCAGCUGCUCCUGCUCCAGUCUACCAACCCGCACCAGCUGCUCCAGCACCAGUCUAUCAGCCGGCUCCUGCGCCAUCCGCCCCCGCAUCUUCUUACAUCCCACCCGCACCUGCCGCUGCUGCACCGGAGCCAGUCUACCAGCCCGCUCCAGCUGCUCCUGCUCCAGUCUACCAACCAGCUCCUGCACCAUCGGCACCAGCUUCCUCGUACAUCCCACCCGCACCACAACCUGCUGCAUCUGAGGUUUACGAACAACCUGCUGAGGAUGGUUAUAGAUACCGUACCGUUCGUCGUCGUGUCUACAAACAGCGUCGGUUCUAAGCCAGAGGGAACGAAGUAUAUCUGUCAGAAUUCCUAUUUUAAUUCGUUCAAAGCACAUUGUUACCGUUGUUUUCUUUUAAUAUACAUAAAUCAAUAAACUCUUUCAU